This is a messenger RNA of Phyllostomus hastatus (greater spear-nosed bat), 985 nucleotides long. RefSeq lists its product as uncharacterized. The transcript is spliced from 4 exons. NCBI's taxonomy places the organism in Eukaryota, Metazoa, Chordata, Mammalia, Chiroptera, Phyllostomidae. The coding region runs from base 26 to 676 and encodes 216 amino acids. The record is from RefSeq and is a predicted model, not a curated record.
AUUUUUGUUCUGGUUGUGUGCAGAGAUGUGCUUUUUUCUCGACUUCCUUGCAACUACGGUCUGUUCCCUGGCCUGGUGUGAGCUCCUUAAAUGCAAACACUGUGUGUCAUUCCUUGUCAGGCCUGCGGCACCUGUCCCACGCCAGCGCAUCGCAGGAGCUCAGACCAGCCACAAGAAGAGACCUAUGGGGACAGAACUGGCAGGAUCCCGCACUCGGAGCUUCCGUUUCCUCUCCUCAGGCACCAGCACAAUCACCCAAGUACGUGGCCUCCCACGGAGACAGGCCCGCGGAGGCAGUGGAACCCAAGCCGUCCGGACGCAGGAUGACAAAGGAAGCACGGCCCCAGGCGCAGCAGUACUGGCCACGCUCUCUCAGCUCCCCGGACACAGGGGCCGGGGAGAGCACAGGGCCAGCAGGGCGGCAACACGGGCCGCCUGGGACCCCAGGGCGGGGCCUCACCCAGCAGGCACCAGGCUUAUUGCGUCCUUUGUGGCGGAUUCGGUUCUAAUGGAGCCAGUCAGCUGGACUUGGGAUCCCGGUGCGGCUGAUCUCCCGCUACCUAACAUUGGGCCACUGCCGGGUCUAUGUGGAGCCUUAUUUCCCGUGUGCACGCGGCUGAGAGCAUCCUCCGCUUACUGCAGUGAGGGCGAGGGCGAGGUGAGAGGAGGUUUGUGAGAGCUCCGGUGUCACCUGGCUCAUCGAGACCCUGUCCUUCCCUCCUCCCGCCUGUCCUUGGGGCCCGAUGACACCGUCCUCCCCGACACAGCAUCUGGGCCCGGAGACUGGGCGGAGGCCGGGACCUUUCCGGGUGCCCCACUGUCCACGCAAGUCAGCAUCUGAGACUGAGUAGCGCCCGAAGGGACCUUGUCACUUCCUCCUUCCUUCGCCCCGCACCAAAGUGUCUAUGAACGUGGCAUGUUUCAAAGGCAGCCAAAAAGCCUUCCCUCUGCUUGCCUCCCACACCGAUAGAAGCAAAGACGGACU